AUGCUGACCACCGAUUCCGGCGAGGAAAGCUGUUUUGAGAUGAACAAGGCUCAACACUGUCAUCCAGAGGUGUGCUCAACCACCCUUGCAGCUGCCCCCAGCUGGACGGAUGAAGCUACCGAAGCAAGCUUACGGGUGCUCAACGAGAUUCGGCAGAUUGUCGAGGGUGAGGAGAUUGCUGAUCCUACGGUCUGCUCUGCUGACGAGAGUGAUGAACGUAAAAGAGGUGGUUACUUUAUUAUUCUCCAACCACAUACAUGUGUAUGA
This is a messenger RNA of Dibothriocephalus latus, 267 nucleotides long. Lineage: Eukaryota; Metazoa; Platyhelminthes; Cestoda; Diphyllobothriidea; Diphyllobothriidae. The record is from the annotation of a GenBank genome assembly.